AUGUCUACAAUAACAGCUGAUCAAAAGCAAGCGUUAGAUCAGCAAGCUGUCAACAAUUUUCGGGAAUAUCUUCAAAUUCCGUCGGUCCAUCCUGAUGUAGAUUAUGAACCAUGUGUUAAGUUCUUGGAAAAACAAGCAAAGAGUUUGGGUCUUCCUGUAAAGGUUAUAUCUGUGGUAGCUGGGAAACCAAUUGUGAUAAUAACAUGGCUUGGAAAGGAACCAAGUUUACCAACCAUUCUGUUAAACAGCCAUAUGGAUGUUGUGCCUGUAUUCGAGGAGAAAUGGACGUACAAGCCUUUCAGCGCCCACGUAGAUGAUAAGGGUAAUAUUUAUGCAAGAGGAUCUCAGGACAUGAAGUGUGUAGGAAUUCAAUAUUUGGAAGCAAUCAGAAGAUUAAAAUUACAGGGUGUUACUUUAAGGAGGACUAUUCAUGUCAGUUUUGUACCAGAUGAGGAAACUGGAGGUGUCGAUGGAAUGAAGGCAUUUGUCAAAACUAAUGACUUCAAAAAUUUAAACAUAGGAUUUGCUUUAGACGAGGGUAUGGCAAGCCCUAAUAAUGAAUAUCCCGUUUUUUAUGCAGAAAGGAUCAUUUGGCAAAUGCAUAUUCAUUGUCCCGGACAUCCAGGACAUGGGUCUUUAUUGCUGGAAAACACCGCUGGGGAAAAAGUUGCAUAUGUGUUAAAUAAAUUGUAUGAAUUUAGGAAAACACAACAACAAAAAUUGAAAGAAAAUCCCAAUUUUACUAUUGGAGAUGUAACAACUGUCAAUUUAACCCAAGUCCAGGGUGGUGUUCAACCAAACGUAAUCCCUCCCGAAUACAUUCUAACAGUUGAUGCUCGCAUAUCAAUCACAACAUGUUUAAGGAAGUUCGAAGAAAUGCUAAAUAAAUGGUGUAGUGAAGCAGGACAGGGAGUUUAUAUUGAAUUCGAACAAAAACAGCAUUUGGUUACACCUACAAAAGUUGAUAAUUCCAAUUCCUAUUGGAUAGCAUUCAAGUCAGCCGCUGAUGAACUCGGCUUGAAACUAAAAACCCAAGUUUUUCCUGGCGGUACCGACAGUCGGUACGUUAGGAACGCGGGAAUCCCAGCAAUAGGAUUUUCGCCGAUCUCCAACACGCCUGUAUUGUUGCACGACAACGAUGAAUAUUUAAAUACUGACGUAUUCUUGAGAGGAGUCGAGGCAUACGUUAAAAUUGUUCCUAAAAUAGCCAAUCUAGCAGACAAAACUGGAUAAAAACCAAAAGACCUAUCAUUUUAUAAUAAACAUUUUAUAACGUAACAUAAAAGUACACAAUAUUUUAUACAGUUUUUGAUCGGCUUUGCUAUAUACAUUUUAAUUUUUUAUUUAAUGACUUACAAAAUAUUACAAACAAUAACUUAUAGUUGUAGUAACAAUUAUUUUCUUACUCAGAUAACUCUAAAAAUGUCAUAAAUAUUACACUAGUUUAGAGAAGUUUACCAGAUAUUAAGGAUUAAACCAAAUAAAUUGCUGUUUGAUUGCAAAAGUUGAUUAUGAGUAAAACAAGUGCUUGAACUCAAAGUAAAAUGUUUUUGUGUGGCUAUUCAAAUUCAAUUUUUGUAAUGGAUUGCAGUUCCAUCGUCGCAUCGAGACCAGCGGAGUUAUAUAAAAUUGUGUUUUGUAAAAAAUGUUUCACAAAAGGUUUCACAAGGCAGCAAACCGAUUGCUGCUUGUAACAAGUCGAAAAAUUGGAUCAUUUUUUCUCCUUACUGCGGGAAGCGCAUUUUUUUUAAAUUUAACUUGGGCUAUAGUUAUAGUACAUAACAUAUUCAUAACAAUAGUAAAAAAACAAAUUAACAUGGACCUUCGUAUAGCGUUCAUUGUGAAAACUGUUGUUUUGUUUCAUAACUUAAAUCCACGACUCACUUUACCAGUAAUUAUUUUAUUAAGUCAAUUUUAAACAUUAGGGACCAUUUCUAAGUUGUCCAGAGCUACUUCUAAACGAAUUUAAUUUGGUGCAUACCCUAUAAUAGUUGCAUGAGCUUUCUGAUUAUGCGAUGGCCUCGAUAUAACAUAAAUAUAAGGACAUCAGAAAGGUAGUCUGGGUAUACACGUUCAGUCUAGAACAACGCUCGUUUUGACCUUUAAUUGAAUAUUUAUUUUAUGAAAUAAUAAAAGAAAUAAGCAAGUGGGCUAUUAUAGUGAAAUAAAUCAAGUUAAAUAAAAGAAGUAAGAAACUUUGGUAGUUGCCUUGUAUAAACAAACGGCAUAAAAUAAUUAUAUGAGCAAUAUCUAAUUAAUAUUAUAAAUGUGAUACAAACAUUGAAAAUAUCUGAAUGCAUAUAAUAAUAAAGUAAAUUAUCAAUAAAAGCUCAAUAAUUAAUUAAUAAUGAAAUGAAUAAACCUUGUUAAUAAAAGCGUACAAAAUACAAUCAGCGAUAAAUAUACGAAUAAUAAUGAAAUUAUUACAAUUAAUUAAGAAUUAAUACAAUUAUUAAUAGAAGAUAAAGUUAUUACUUGUUAAACGAACGCAAAAUGUUCUCAAUAUUAAAAUGUUCAAAAAUGUGGCUCAAUAUGAAAAAUAGUUCAGCAACAAAUAAUUGUAAACUUGUAAAUGUAACAUUUUUGCACUACCGCUACCGCUCGUGAAGAUCACAAAUUUCAACCACGGCCAGGAUGCAACCGCACCUGGAAGGUGGGUGGGGAUUGCGUUUAUCGCAGUUGUUUGCUUUUUACCUCUCAUAUUUAGAUGGAGUUGUCGGUAUGACGUAGAAAUGAUUCCUAUUUAAUAUCUAAUUUAAUAGUUUAUGAAAAGUUGCGAAACGACAACACGAGUCAUUAUCAAUUUUCUCGGUUUUGAGUAAACUCAAGUUUUCGGAAUUAAAAGAUAGUUCCCCUCUGUGAAACGUUUAGUUUAUUCAAUAGGCUAAUUUCACUAGUUCGAUAUUUUCUAGUGUUGCUGCGCUGGAAGGUCGACCAGGACGCCAAUUCGGAUACUUUUAAACAUAUUUAACCAGUAUUUUUACUGUUUCAAUCAUACAUUUGUCCUUCACUUUUUAUUCAUUUGAAUAGUUUCCGAGUAGUUUUUUUUAUCCAUAAAGUAAAAGAUACUAGUACAGAUUAGAAGGCUAAAAAUGCAUAUUUUCAAAAAAAAAAUCGGCUCGUUUAUUAGAUAAAUAAUAAUCAUAAAAUGUAACAAGAUUUUUGGAUAAUAUUUUAUCUUUGAAUUAAACAAACAUUUUUUUAGUUCUAGCGGUCGCUGGAGGGUUUUUUAAAGGGCGCCUCAGUUAAUGUCUCAAAAAAAGGUGUCCGAUGGUUGACACAAAUUUUCAGGGUUGGAACAUCUAAAACAAAAAAUACCAACGGGACUACUUAAAGAAAGCUCCCUUACAAGACAAUUAACUACUUUUUAGAAAAAAUAGUCGAAAAAUUAAUAAUUUUCCAUGGAAAAAUUCGUAAAAAAUCGAUUUUUUAAACUUUUUCAAAUGUCAGCCAUCUUGUUUUUUAAUUUUAAAUUUUCGAUUAAAAGUGGUUGAUUGUAUUGCAACGGCGCUUUCUUAAGUAAUCCCGUUACAAUUAUUUGUUUUUUUUUGACAUGUCAACUUAGACGUCCUCUAGAAAACGUUCAAUUCAUGAGAACUAAAAACAAAAUUUUUUUUUGUUUAACUCAAGAUAAAAUAUAAAUAAAUAAAGGAGCGAAUUUGUUUUUAAUAUGCACUUAUUAGCCUUCUAAUCUGUACUAAUACCUUGAUUCAAAUUGGUCUCCCCCAUUUUUCCAUCACUUUCAGAACAAAAUACGACGAACGCAAAAACACAAUGUUCAGGCGUAAUAUGCAACAACAUUUUUAGAAACACAGAAUUUAGUAAAUAAUUGGUCCUAAGUUAUUGUUUCUUAAAUAUUUGUAUUUUAUUCGUAUUAGGUAGUAAAAAGCCAGUUUAUUCUAGAAGUGUUUGUUACGUCAUGGAAUGUUGAUUGUAAUAUAUUUUAGAGUUAAAUAAAAAGAUAAUAUAUAUUUUUUGGAAUUGUGAAAUUUUAUUGACUGUUUCGUUUUGAGAGAUUUAUUUGUGGUUGAGAAAUAAAUAUUAUAUUAU
Messenger RNA from Diabrotica balteata, 4050 nucleotides. Lineage: Eukaryota; Metazoa; Arthropoda; Insecta; Coleoptera; Chrysomelidae. The record is from the annotation of a GenBank genome assembly.